This is a messenger RNA of Archocentrus centrarchus (flier cichlid), 1712 nucleotides long. Its product is annotated as insulin-like growth factor-binding protein 1. The transcript is spliced from 4 exons. NCBI's taxonomy places the organism in Eukaryota, Metazoa, Chordata, Actinopteri, Cichliformes, Cichlidae. Gene Ontology annotation, biological process: regulation of insulin-like growth factor receptor signaling pathway. Gene Ontology annotation, molecular function: insulin-like growth factor I binding; insulin-like growth factor II binding. The coding region runs from base 48 to 791 and encodes 247 amino acids. The record is from RefSeq and is a predicted model, not a curated record. Gene Ontology annotation, cellular component: extracellular region.
GUUUUAAAAGACAAGUCUAAAAAGCCAAAGAAUUUUGUCAGAAGGAGAUGUUUGGAUUAAACGAGAAGCUGACAUUUGUGGCAGCAGCGGCUCUGGUUUUCUUGUCAGGAGUGAGGUCAUCUCCGGUGGUGGGGCCAGAGCCCAUCCGCUGUGCUCCCUGCACUCAACAGAACCUGAACGACUGCCCUCCCAUCCCAACAGACUGCAAGCAGGUCAUGAGGGAGCCCGGCUGUGGCUGCUGCAUGGCCUGUGCGCUUGAGGAAGGGGCUUCUUGUGGAGUUCACACAGCCCACUGUGCUGAGGGUCUCCGCUGCACUCCCAGGCCUGGUGAAGCCAGACCACUGCAUGCUCUGACCAGAGGACAGGGGGUCUGCACUGAAGAUCUAGGCCAAGAGGAGGCUGAUGGAGUCCCUGAUCAUGUCUCCUUGCAACACCUUCUGGGCCUUAACCUUCCCUUUGAUCACCAAGAUUUUGCUGAGGGCCAGGAGAGUCUCAAAGCUAAGGUCAAUGCCAUACGCAACAAACUGGUGCAACAGGGUCCGUGUCACACUGAGCUACAUGAAGCACUGGACACGAUAGCUAUCUCUCAGCAGAGAUUAGGAGAAAAGUUCACAACUUUCUACCUCCCCAACUGUGAUAAGCAUGGCUUCUACAAGGCCAAGCAGUGUGAAUCAUCUCUCAUUGGACCGCCAGCUCGCUGCUGGUGUGUCUCUUCUUGGAAUGGGAAGAAGCUCCCAGGAUCGAGUGACUUGCUCAGGGACUCAGAGUGCCAUCAGGAAGUUGCUCACUGAAGGAAAGACUGUUGUCACUCAUAAACCAACUUUCACACACACAAAGAUUUAUAGGCACGGGAGGUCACAUUCUGUAAGUUGAGGUAAAUUUACCCUCAGCCGCCGGAUGAACUGGCUUUCUUUUGCAAAAAUGAAAAUGUGAAGACUUAUUCCAGUGGAGGGAAAUUUCCUCACAUCUUAUUUACAUGAUGUACAUAUGAUCAUCUUAUUUAUUCACUGCCUGUAUAUUCGUGCAAGCAUUAACCAUUUGUCAUUUUUAGCUCUUUUAUAUGUUUGCCUGUUUUUUUUUUCUCUUUUCAGUUGUAAAUAUAGGGUGACACUGUAUACAUUUGUGUUUCUGACUAAAUAACUCCAUUGCUCAAAACCACAAGUCCAUUACGGUGCCAAGCCCAUUUCAGAGUCUUCAGGAUAAUUUUUUCUUCUUUUUAAUUCAUUCAUAACUAGAGCUGUGCAUGGAAGGAAACAACACAGCAGCUCAUUCAUUCAUUCUGUUGACAUUGUCUGAAUGUAUCUCCAUUGGCGUUUCCUCAAUGGGUAUUGGGUGAAAUACUUAAAGUGCCACAAGUAUGUGCAUGGUGGCCUAGCACAAACAUAUCAGUGCUCUUCCAAGCCGCACUGAGGUUUGGGAUGGGUUCAUCAUUCGUCUACCUCUGCUGGUCUCUGCAGAUCCACAGGUUGAGCAGAGGAUUUCUGAGGCCUCUUCUUAGCUACAUCUUCUCACAUUAGGGACUUUAUUUGACCUAUUCUUUAUGUGACUACCUACUCUAGUAUUUAUUAUCAGUCACUUGUGUUUAAGGUUUUGUUUGUUGAUGUAGCCACGUACAGGAGAUCCAGUUUCAAUUGAAUGGUAAUGGCCCUGGACUGCUGCUUUCCCAUUAUUGGGUUUAUUGUAUAAACUUAAUAUAUUUUAUUGUAUAUACU